AUGGAGUCCGCAGCCAACCCCAGUCACGUUGACCUUUCCGAGAAAGAGGGAGAGAAGACGUUGCCCGUCGAUGUUUCCCCUGAGCAGCAAAAGGUAGUCCAAACUGAAAAGUCUGAGGUCAACGCCGAGCACCCAGCAGGUGAGCCUACCACGCGUGAGGUAGCCGAGCAUACAACGGGUCCCAAAUUGGCUUUGAUUACACUGGCAUUGUGUUUGGGCGUCUUCCUAGUGGCUCUUGAUAACAGCAUCAUUGCCACGGCAAUUCCAAAGAUCACAGUCCAAUUCCACAGCCUCGAGGAUGUUGGCUGGUAUGGAAGUGCAUAUCUUCUCACCACAGCAUCGCUCCAGCUACUUGUCGGACAAUUCUACACUUUUUUCAAUGUCAAAUGGACCUUCCUCGUCGCCAUUGGCGUGUUCGAGCUGGGAAGUCUGAUCUGCGGCGUGGCUAACAGCAGUCUGACGCUUAUCAUGGGCCGUGCCGUUGCUGGCAUUGGGUCUGCAGGUAUCUUCUCAGGCUCACUCAUCAUGGUCGCCCACUCGGUGCCCCUAGAGAAGCGCCCAUUAUACAAUGGCUGUAUCAGUAGCAUGUUUGGCAUUUCAUCCGUGGCCGGGCCUCUGCUCGGUGGGGUUUUCACCGACAAAGUGACAUGGCGCUGGUGCUUUUACAUCAAUCUUCCAAUCGGAGCUGUCACUGUUUUGGUGAUUGCAAUCUUUUUCUCUGCCCCCAACCACCAUACCAAAGAAACGACAUGGAUGGAGCGCAUUAAGAAGUUUGACCCCAUGGGUACAACUCUUUUCCUCCCUGCCAUUGUCUGCUUAUUGCUAGCUCUGCAGUGGGGUGGCACCAUCUAUGCCUGGAAUAACUGGCGCAUCAUUGUGUUGUUUUGCUUUUUUGCUGUUCUUAUUCUCCUCUUCUUAUUUGUCCAGUACGUCCAGCAAGAUAAUGCUACAGUGCCACCACGCAUUUUCUUCCGCCGCACUAUUUGGUCCGCUGCGUUUUACAGUUUCUGCCUCGGCGCUGCCUUUCUCUCCUCUGUUUACUUCUUACCCAUCUGGUUCCAAGCCGUGAAAAAUGCCAGUCCCGUCAGCUCAGGUAUCAUGAAUCUGCCCAUGUUGAUUUCUGUUGUGGUUACCUCCGUCAUGUCGGGAAUCAUCAUCACUCACGUCGGGUACUACACACCCUUUAUGAUUCUCGGUACAGUCCUUCUCGCCAUCGGCUACGGUCUCAUGAGCAUGUUCCACACGGACACGUCCAAAGCUGUUUGGAUCGGCUAUCAGAUAAUUGCCGGCGCCGGCGCAGGUGCUGGUAUGCAGCAAUCUAUGAUCGCUGUUCAGGUUGUCCUUGAUCUUGCUGAUAUACCCACCGGCACAGCUAUCAUCGUUUUCGCCCAGACUCUUGGUGGUGCUCUCUUUGUUUCUAUUGGAAACAACGUUUUCAGAAACAAGCUUGCUGAGUAUCUCGCCAAGUACAUCCCCAACGUGGAUCCAGCUUUGAUCCUCAAGACCGGCGCAACUGGCCUCCAGAGUGUCGUCGACAAGGCCGACCUACCCGGAGUCCUGCUUGCUUACAAUGACGCACUUACACAGACCUUCAUUGUCGGUGCAGCUAUGGCCUCUACCAGCCUGAUCGGCGCUUUGUUUGUGGAGUGGAAGAGUGUCAAGGGAAAGAAUAUUUCCGCGGGAGGAGCCGCAUGA
This is a messenger RNA of Penicillium samsonianum, 1695 nucleotides long. RefSeq names its product MDR family MFS transporter. The record is from RefSeq and is a predicted model, not a curated record. Gene Ontology annotation, biological process: transmembrane transport. Gene Ontology annotation, molecular function: transmembrane transporter activity. Lineage: Eukaryota; Fungi; Ascomycota; Eurotiomycetes; Eurotiales; Aspergillaceae. The transcript has 3 exons. Bases 1 to 1695 code for a protein of 564 amino acids.